This is a messenger RNA of Felis catus (domestic cat), 1107 nucleotides long. RefSeq names its product EKC/KEOPS complex subunit LAGE3-like. The coding region runs from base 621 to 956 and encodes 111 amino acids. The record is from RefSeq and is a predicted model, not a curated record. The transcript has 3 exons. NCBI's taxonomy places the organism in Eukaryota, Metazoa, Chordata, Mammalia, Carnivora, Felidae.
UGAGCCGCACCACCGUGUGGGGAGUAGUGUCAGGCAGAGGCUUCCUGGAUAUCGCAGCUGGCGGGCCGUCGAAGGCUCGUGGCACGGCUGGUUCAGGCAGACGCAUCGACGCGGGUGCCCAUUUGGGCAGACGCCCUAGGGUGUCGUGGCACUCUAAGGGGUGGAGCUUCAUAGGUGAGAACUGAUUGGCUACAGAAGGGACUGCUUGGUGGGAACCAAUCACAGGUCAGGAGGCAUUACCAGUGGUCCGUGUGGACAGUUGCUCUGGGCAUCCGGAAUUGCAUUGUGGAGUAAAGGGGUGAAGCAUUGUGAGAGAGCGCUUUGUCCUUCAGUGAUGCCUUGAGAGGGUGGGCGGAUUCAAAGUUGGGUCUCAGGUGGCUGGUGGAGGCCCCGUGAGGGCAGCAGACGAAGGCACGGGUGCCGUGGGCGUGGUGGUGGGCGCAGCAGGUGGUGGCCAGUGUGUGCCAGGUGGACCUCGUGGUGUCAGUGGCCCCAGAGUCCCUGGUGGUUCGGGUGGUGCCUGUGACCCUGGCCAUCCCAGCAACCCCGGAGGCCUGAGCGAUCCGGAAAGAACCAGCAUUGUGGGAGAGGUAGGUGCCGCCUCUGGUGGCGCUCUCCAAAUGGAGCGGGCACCCUACACACCAGGUCCUGGUGGAGAUGCCGCGCCUGGCGCUAGAGGUCCUGGUAACCGACUGCUUCAGUUCACCCUCACUAUACCUUUCCCCUCGGCCAUGGAUGCGGAGAUUGCCCACAGGUUCCUGACUCCAAACGAGGAGCUCCAGGAGCCAGUUCGGGAGGAGCUCCAUGUGAACGGCAGCAUCCUGACUGUCCGCUUGACUGCCGAUGACCCUGGCCAGCUCCAAAUGUCCAUCACCUCCUGUCUUGGCCAGCUUUCCCUAGUGAUACGGGCCAUGCAGAUCAUCAUGCCCCCCUUUUUCACAAAGCCGCAGCAGUGAAAAGGUGGCUGGACCCAACUCUGUGUCCCCCCCACAUGACAGUGAUUCCUGCAGCAGCUGCCGUUUUCUUACUGAGGCCGCAUCUUUUGCCUAUACUGGCCCUUGGGUGCUUCAGAUCCACAUUUUUUUUUUUUUUUUUUUUUUUUUUUGG